GAGUAGCCGUCCCCUCUUCCGGUACGUAACUAAAACCUAUUUUAUGAGAGGGGCUCUUUGUCAAGUAUACCUUUUUGAUGCCUGGUAUUUGAAACCUCCCAAGUAUGCCAGCAGCUACAGUAGAUCACAGCCAAAGAAUUUGUGAAGUUUGGGCAUGCAACCUGGAUGAAGAGAUGAAGAGAAUCCGUCAAGUUAUACGGAAGUUUAACUACGUUGCCAUGGACACAGAGUUUCCAGGAGUCGUUGCAAGGCCCAUUGGAGAAUUCAGAAGCAACGCAGACUAUCAGUACCAACUACUCCGCUGUAAUGUAGACUUACUAAAGAUAAUUCAAUUAGGAUUGACGUUCAUGAAUGAACAAGGCGAAUAUCCUCCAGGAACUUCAACUUGGCAGUUUAAUUUUAAAUUUAACUUAACAGAGGACAUGUAUGCCCAGGACUCUAUAGAGCUACUAACAACAUCUGGAAUUCAGUUCAAAAAACACGAGGAAGAAGGAAUUGAAACACAGUACUUUGCUGAACUUCUAAUGACAUCGGGUGUAGUACUGUGUGAAGGUGUGAAGUGGCUUUCAUUUCAUAGUGGCUAUGACUUCGGCUAUCUAAUCAAGAUCCUGACAAAUUCCAAUUUACCCGAAGAAGAGAUGGACUUCUUUGAGAUACUGAGAUUGUUUUUCCCUGUCAUUUAUGAUGUGAAGUACCUUAUGAAGAGUUGCAAAAAUCUCAAGGGUGGAUUGCAAGAAGUAGCUGAGCAGUUAGAAUUGGAGAGGAUAGGACCGCAGCAUCAGGCAGGAUCUGAUUCUCUACUAACUGGCAUGGCUUUCUUCAAAAUGAGAGAGAUGUUCUUUGAAGAUCACAUUGAUGAUGCCAAGUACUGCGGUCACUUGUACGGCCUUGGUUCUGCUUCGUCUUAUGUACAGAAUGGGACAGGAAAUGCGUACGAAGAAGAAGCCAGCAAGCAAUCAUGACACAAAAUGAGAAGCCACCUUUUCGGAGCGCCACAUGCUUGUACAUAGGUUUUAUCUCUGGUUGAAUCCCUUGGACAAUAAGGCAUUCUCUUUUCCUCCCUUUCUCAGCCCACUGUCCUUUUUUUCUCUGCCUUCAUGUACUAAAAUCUGACUGUUCCUAUCCCAGUUCUUUGACCUUGAGGCAUAGGCAUUUCUGGGUUUAAAUGUGGCCUUGUACCUUGCCCAUCUGUACACAAGUACGUACAUGUAGGAGCAGUGUGGCAGACAGAAGAGGAAA
This is a messenger RNA of Euleptes europaea (tarantolino), 1239 nucleotides long. It is a transcript of the gene CNOT7, whose product is annotated as CCR4-NOT transcription complex subunit 7. Bases 105 to 962 code for a protein of 285 amino acids. Gene Ontology annotation, molecular function: nucleic acid binding; poly(A)-specific ribonuclease activity. Gene Ontology annotation, cellular component: CCR4-NOT core complex; P-body; CCR4-NOT complex. Lineage: Eukaryota; Metazoa; Chordata; Lepidosauria; Squamata; Sphaerodactylidae. The record is from RefSeq and is a predicted model, not a curated record. The transcript is spliced from 7 exons.